Saimiri boliviensis boliviensis (Bolivian squirrel monkey) is the source of this 5472-nucleotide messenger RNA. RefSeq names its product rabaptin, RAB GTPase binding effector protein 1 (gene RABEP1). NCBI's taxonomy places the organism in Eukaryota, Metazoa, Chordata, Mammalia, Primates, Cebidae. The record is from RefSeq and is a predicted model, not a curated record. Gene Ontology annotation, biological process: Golgi to plasma membrane transport; endocytosis. Gene Ontology annotation, molecular function: growth factor activity; GTPase activator activity. Gene Ontology annotation, cellular component: endocytic vesicle; endosome.
GCGCACUGCUUAUUUCCCGCUGUCAGGAUGAGGAGGUGGAGGUCGGCGGUCGGGUCCGUCUCUGCCCGCGGCUGUGGCGGCGCCGGCGGCUCCAGCCUUAGCGGUUCCUCCCUGGGCGGCGGCGGCGGCGGCUCGGUCGACGCCUCCUCCGCCAGCUGAGCCCGCGGGAGCCCGGGACGCCGCUUCCCCGCCCAUCCCCGCUCCUCGAGGCCGGCCGCCUGGUCAUGGCGCAGCCGGGCCCGGCUUCCCAGCCUGACGUUUCUCUUCAGCAACGGGUAGCAGAACUGGAAAAAAUUAACGCAGAAUUUUCACGUGCACAACAGCAGCUUGAGCAAGAAUUUAAUCAAAAGAGAGCAAAAUUUAAGGAGUUAUAUUUGGCUAAAGAGGAGGAUCUGAAGAGGCAAAAUGCAGUAUUACAAGCUGCACAAGAUGAUUUGGGACACCUUCGAACCCAGCUGUGGGAAGCUCAAGCAGAGAUGGAGAACAUUAAGGCGAUUGCCACAGUCUCUGAGAACACCAAGCAAGAAGCUAUAGAUGAAGUGAAAAGACAAUGGAGAGAAGAAGUUGCUUCACUUCAGGCUGUCAUGAAAGAAACAGUUCGUGACUAUGAGCACCAGUUUCACCUUAGGCUGGAGCAGGAGCGAACACAGUGGGCACAGUAUAGAGAAUCCGCAGAGAGGGAAAUAGCUGAUUUAAGAAGAAGGCUGUCUGAAGGUCAAGAGGAGGAAAAUUUAGAAAAUGAAAUGAAAAAGGCCCAAGAGGAUGCUGAGAAACUUCGAUCUGUUGUGAUGCCGAUGGAAAAGGAGAUUGCAACUUUGAAGGAUAAACUGACAGAGGCUGAAGACAAAAUUAAAGAGCUGGAGGCCUCAAAGGUUAAAGAACUGAAUCAUUAUCUGGAAGCUGAGAAAUCUUGUAGGACUGAUCUAGAGAUGUAUGUAGCUGUUUUGAAUACUCAGAAAUCUGUUCUACAGGAAGAUGCUGAGAAACUGCGGAAAGAACUGCAUGAAGUUUGCCAUCUCUUGGAGCAAGAGCGACAACAACACAACCAGUUAAAACAUACGUGGCAGAAGGCCAAUGACCAGUUUCUGGAAUCUCAGCGUUUACUGAUGAGAGACAUGCAGCGAAUGGAGAUUGUGCUAACUUCAGAACAGCUCCGACAAGUUGAAGAACUGAAGAAGAAAGAUCAGGAGGAUGAUGAACAACAAAGACUCAAUAAGAGAAAGGUUCACAAAAAAACAGAUGUUGAAGAAGAAAUAAAAAUACCAGUAGUGUGUGCUUUAACUCAAGAAGAAUCUUCAGCCCAGUUGUCAAAUGAAGAGGAGCAUUUAGAUAGCACCCAUGGUUCAGUCCAUUCCUUAGAUGCAGACUUAUUGUUGCCAUCUGGAGAUCCUUUCAGUAAAUCAGACAAUGACAUGUUUAAAGAUGGACUCAGAAGAGCACAGUCUACAGACAGCUUGGGAACCUCGGGCUCAUUGCAAUCCAAAGCUUUAGGCUAUAACUACAAAGCAAAAUCUGCUGGAAACCUGGACGAGUCAGAUUUUGGACCACUGGUAGGAGCAGAUUCAGUGUCUGAGAACUUUGAUACUGCAUCCCUUGGGUCACUCCAGAUGCCAAGUGGGUUUAUGUUAACCAAAGAUCAGGAAAGAGCAAUCAAGGCGAUGACACCAGAACAAGAAGAGACGGCGUCCCUCCUCUCUAGUGUUACCCAGGGCAUGGAGAGUGCCUAUGUGUCCCCCAGUGGUUAUCGUUUAGUUAGUGAGACAGAAUGGAAUCUCUUGCAGAAAGAGGUGCAUAAUGCUGGAAAUAAACUUGGUAGACGUUGUGAUAUGUGUUCCAAUUAUGAAAAACAGUUACAAGGAAUUCAGAUUCAAGAGGCAGAAACAAGAGACCAGGUGAAAAAACUACAGCUGAUGCUAAGACAAGCUAAUGACCAGUUAGAGAAGACAAUGAAAGAUAAGCAGGAGCUAGAAGACUUCAUAAAGCAAAGCACUGAAGAUUCCAGUCACCAGAUCUCUGCACUUGUCCUAAGAGCCCAAGCAUCUGAGAUCUUACUUGAAGAGUUACAACAGGGGUUUUCCCAGGCAAAGAGGGAUGUUCAGGAACAGAUGGCAGUGCUGAUGCAGUCACGGGAACAGGUUUCAGAAGAGCUGGUGAGGUUACAGAAAGAUAAUGACAGUCUCCAGGGAAAGCAUAGCUUGCAUGUAUCAUUACAGCAAGCAGAAGACUUCAUCCUCCCAGACACUAUAGAGGCACUGCGGGAAUUGGUAUUAAAAUACCGUGAGGACAUCAUUAAUGUGCGGACAGCAGCAGACCACAUGGAAGAAAAGCUGAAGGCUGAGAUACUUUUCCUAAAAGAGCAGAUCCAAGCAGAACAGUGUUUAAAAGAAAAUCUUGAAGAAACUCUGCAGCUAGAAAUAGAAAACUGCAAGGAGGAAAUAGCUUCCAUUUCUAGCUUAAAAGCUGAAUUAGAAAGAAUAAAGGUAGAAAAAGGACAGUUGGAGUCCACAUUAAGAGAGAAGUCUCAACAGCUUGAGAGUCUUCAGGAAAUGAAGACCCGUUUGGAAGAACAGUUACAGAAAGAGACUGCUGCUAAGGCCACCGUUGAACAACUAAUGUUUGAGGAGAAGAAUAAAGCUCAGAGAUUACAGACAGAAUUAGAUGUCAGUGAGCAAGUCCAGAGAGAUUUUGUAAAGCUUUCACAGACCCUUCAGGUGCAGUUAGAGCGGAUCCGGCAAGCGGACUCCUUGGAGAGAAUUCGGGCAAUUCUGAAUGAUACUAAACUGACGGACAUUAACCAGCUCCCUGAGACAUGACACCCUGAUGGCAGGAUUCUAGCCUGCACUUUGGGUUUUUAACUCAUCUUUAGAGCAACAUUAAUUGUUAUUUAACUCUUACCUGAAGAAAGAGAAGUCACAACAAAAGGAAGACUGGUGAAAUGCUUACUUCUAGAGGGAGAAGACUGUGCGGCACAGGAAACAGCAAACAGUGGGGCGAUUUACAGCCAAGAGACCUUCAAACGGGAACACUAAUGAGAUUCCAGGCUUGAUUCCAACAGGCGUGGGAUCAGAUUUGGUGAUGGAAAAAGUGCUGUUUCCUUGCCUGCUUUCUCCCAUAGAUUUUUGGAAUACAUUUCCCUACCCUAAAGCAACAUCCCAGUAGUGUUUGGAAUUUUCUGUUCAUAGAUAUUGGAAGAGAGAAUUUGCUUUACCUGUUGUCUAGAGCUCAUCAGUAACAGCAUUCAGUUAGCAGACAGAGGUGUGUAGUAUGCUGUAUGAAUAUUUUAUAUUAAAAUAUGAAGGUUUGAGAGCAGGACAUUGGCUACUGACUGUAUUUCCCUUGCUCAGUACAUUUUUGUUUUCCUUUUACCAUUUUAUCUUGUUUUGGAGGACUUUAAAUGCUACUGAAACUUACCUGAGAACCAUAGGACUGUGGCAGACAAAACCAAUUCAGGAAGUGAAUUAAUUAUGAGGAUCUGAAAACUUGGUUGGGGCCAUAUAUAUAUAUAUAUAUAUAAAAGUUGAACGUUAAAGGAAAAGCACAAGAAACUUUGGAAGCACUUUUUCUGCAAACUUAGAUGAUCUUCAUGGGCCCACAGGUACCAGGAUAAAGCCAAAUUGGUACCAUCUACUCUUUAGAAGUGUUUUAGUCUAGUCAUUGGAUCAGUGAAAAACAUUAAUAAAACAAGCUUUGUCUGACAACCUCUAGUAUACAUUUACAAAUCUGCUUAUUUUUCCAACUUGGAUCAUUAGGCUUAAGUACUACUUGUUUCAAAUGUGUCAAAAACAAAAAUGGUAACUAGGUUGACAGAUAUUUUGUAUUUUUUCUUUUAAAUUCAGAUCUGCAACGUAAGUAACAAUGCUUCUGGAAAGCCAGUUAGAAUAUUGACCAGUUUGGAAAUCUGCCUUCUCACUUUACAAGAGGUUAGAUUCCUUUGCUGUGUGAGGAAAGCCUCAAUGAAACAGGUCUUUGCCAUAACUUGAUGAUUGAGUGCUACAGAAAGCACAAAGAACUGAUUCAUGUUCACCAAUACCUGCCGAGUACUGUCCCAGGAAUAUCCAGUGGAUGGAUGGCUACACUGUUUAAUUCAUCAUCCAGAUGGUUCAAAGGUAAAAUGGUUUUCAAAUAAUUUUUGAGAUUGGUUGCAUCACAGUGGGGUACCUGAAAGAGGCUUCUGGGAGUUAGUGAACUAGGUAGAUUGUUUUGUUCACAUAAAGCCACCAUCCACUUAAAUUGUCUUUGUUAUAAAUAAGGUCACUAUGGACUUGCCCUAAAGAUCUUCUGUACUUGUCUUCCAUAGGACAAAUGCUAAGUACUACAUACCUCAUCUCUUGGCUUAUUAUUGUAGUCUUGCAUUCAUGAUUAUGAAUUUAAAAAUAAAUGCUAAUUAUGGAAAUAAUACUAAAGGCUUGCUGCGCAUGAAACAUUAUUUUAAUUGGUUUAAAGUCCCUUGAUAAAGAGUGCUGUACAGUUUAGAUAAAGGAAACACGUAACUAUCGAGUUACAGGGGAUUUUAUUAAUUAUAAAAAUGCAAUAAAUUUAAAUUAUGUAGGUUUAAGACUAGUCCCUUGGAUAAGCCCCAAAGUUGUCUUCAGAUUAUUAAAAUUAGUGCUGUAAAUCAGGGUGGGCAAUUCACAGCCUUUCUGAACUGACUGAACUAUAGCUUGCAGUGAAAUGUUCUGCUGAGAUGAGCACCUUACAGAUUUUUUUUUCUAGAAUAUGGUACUGGGUAAUAAAAUCAUCACAAUUUAGGGAACGGUUAGUGGUUUCUACUGUGGCAAAUGCAAACUAUUGGAAUUCACUUUAUUGAGAAAAAUAUUGUAGAAAAACCCAAACGGAGACUCUAGAUUUUGUUUAAAAAUGUGUUUCUGGUAUGAAACAAACUACUGUGACCCUGUACAGGUAGGAAACAAUUCUUUUAACUGGGUUUUCAGCAUUAAUGGGAACUGAUUGAGAAGGCAGGACUUAGCCCUUCUAGGCAAAAGAUAAGAUCAAUUGGGUUUCAUGAGUGUUCCUGUGUUUAUAUUCAGUCUGUGCAUACAUGUUCUCACGCAUGUCUAACCUGAUUUACCUCUUACCUGUAACCUACUUUAUGUGGUUUUUAAUUGGCAGUCACUCAGCCAUUUCUAAGCAGGCAUAGUACUACCUUUCAGAACUCAAUGGCAAGUAUGAAAAAAAGACUUAAAGAGAACUGAGAACAAAGUCACAUUCUGCAUACUAAAUCUCUUUUUUUCUCCCUUUAAGGUGCUAAACUUGCACCUCAUGUCCACUCAAUAACAAGUAUUGUGACAGAGCACAGCCUCACACUCAACUCUGAAAGGUAAUACCACCUGUGAGGAAGUGAGCCAGCAGUGGCUUUUGCAGUUGUGGAUCUUGAGCUCUGCUCUUAGCAGACUUCAGGUGUAACCAUUUGUUAAUUGUACUGAAGGCGUGUCCUUAAGAAAGUGUUCAAAUUAAAAAAGCUGCUGCCGAGUA